Messenger RNA from Opisthorchis viverrini, 2511 nucleotides. RefSeq lists its product as hypothetical. NCBI's taxonomy places the organism in Eukaryota, Metazoa, Platyhelminthes, Trematoda, Opisthorchiida, Opisthorchiidae. Bases 1 to 2511 code for a protein of 836 amino acids. The transcript has a single exon. The record is from RefSeq and is a predicted model, not a curated record. Gene Ontology annotation, biological process: regulation of transcription by RNA polymerase II. Gene Ontology annotation, molecular function: DNA-binding transcription factor activity, RNA polymerase II-specific; RNA polymerase II cis-regulatory region sequence-specific DNA binding.
AUGGCCGUGGUACCUGCUGUCCCGUUUUCCGGUUGUUUGACUCGCGCUAAGGAUUAUCCGGAUGAUUCGGUCACCACACUUGGUGAACGAGUUGAGGUUCCAUCCAACGAAUUCAACGGUUCCGAAGUUCCGUCUAACUCGUCCGACAGGAGUAGUUCUCGGUCACGUGGUCCGCUGGUAUCGGAAAUUACGAACACAAAAGAUCGGUGCGAGGCAAGCACAGAAUCCAGUUGUCAUGAAUCUCAUGCUCUUGAAGAUUCUGCGGUUAUGUACGAACCACCAACCUUGAAUCCUCUGUUGGCCAUAGCCAGUCACCAGUGGUUUGACCGUUUAUUCAGUUCAACUUCGUCCCAUUCCGCAACUAAAUUGCGUGCAAUCGACGGAGCACGUCAAAGACGAAACAGUAUUAUAGCAGAUCGACUGGCUCCAGAUUUCAAGACAUUCUCUGCCAGUGACUAUGAAAAUUUCACCAGAAACUACCGAAACUGUGACGAAAAGUCGGCAGCCUAUUAUCCCAUCAAUCCUGUUCUGAACCAGUCAGUUAACAGAUCAUUUUGUGAUACUGCUGAAACAGAUGGAGGUCAAAUGCUUAACGGUUCGAAUCUAUCUUGCCCCUACGAAAGUUUGGCCUACAACACAGUUUUACCUACUGCGAAAGAUAUCAGUAGUAAUUUUCCCGUAAGCCACGAAGAACAGCCAUAUCCGGUCCACCACAAACAGUUGGAACAAAGCUCUGUGAGGCCGAUACUGUUUUCCUCUCCAGAACGAGCUAGUCGACCAGAGGUAUUGAAACGGUUUCGAUCGUCUACACCAUUGGCUACUGAUGCCCCACAGUCGUCCAAGUUACAUUCAGAAGAAACCUAUGAUUGUUUUCUUCAUGCGAAUGAUACAAGACGCCAGUUAGCUGAACGAGUAUACCAACAUGAUAUUCGAAGUGCAACAGAGGCCAUACUGAGUAGGCAAGUGAUGAUUGAGCCACACCCGAGUGGUUUGAAGCAUACGAGUUCAGUGCCAGGCAGUGCCGGAACUUACCCGUUUUUAUCCCAACAACUAUCCAAACCGCACUGUUCCAAUUACAACCACAACACAGAAGGUGAUGGGUGUCUUGCUUCUUUCCAGUUUAGUCCCCAAAACUUCAGCGGCCAGAAGGUAGAAGAGGAUUCGAGCUGUUCCUCUUCCACCGGUCUUGAAAGGCUUCCUUGUGUCAGCUGUGAUAGUUGCAAUGCCAAACAGACAGAAAUCACUAAUCAGUUUGACGACAAAGCAGAAAAUAGACAUAAUGACAGUCCACCUUAUUUUCCAAUGAUGGAAAGAACGAAGAACCUAGGCGACGCACUAAUCCGUCAGAGUGACAUUGGUCCUACACUUCCCAACGGAACUGAUUGUGAACUACAUCAGAGGUCUGGUUUUCAGUGCGAUCGUUCAAGUACUCACAGGUUUUACCCUGAGUGGUUUGGAACCCAUACAAAUGGUGCAAAGGGGAAAGGAAAUGUCGAGUGGCGUAGAGGCUGUGACAAUUCAACCAGUUCGGAUAUGAGCCCAACACCCGGUCUACUACCUUGUAUUUCACAGGGGAUAAUAUCUACUUUUGCCAACCCAUACAGUUUAUCUCCGUCCCUAUUUCAUGAACCCAGCGAAAUGCUCCCACAGACUUCACAUUGUGGAAACCCUUAUUCCGUUCAUUUUGAACCACACUAUCAGUUGGAUUCCCAAGGUGCGUUUGGACAUUCACCGACAAACUUAAACUACACACCUCUCCUACAGUAUCACACGGAUUCAAAUGCGGCAGCUGCCGCGGCGAUGGUAAACAAUUUCCAAACAAACUUGAACUACCACAUGCUUCAGCCGCAGAUGGGAGCUCUCGUGCCCCAACCGAAUCCACACCAAACACCAGUUGCUACUACACGUACCUGCUUCGGUUCGACAAACAUGCUCAGCAUGGGUGCCGGACAGUUUGGACACCGUAGUGUGAAUAGUCUGGUUCAGCCGCAACCGAUAGAAACCGAUUAUAAUCCACGUGAUUUGGAAGCAUUCUCUGAGCGUUUUAAACAAAGACGUAUCAAAUUGGGUGUGACCCAGGCGGAUGUGGGCAAGGCAUUGGGAAAUCUGAAAAUUGCUGGCGUAGGUUCUUUAUCUCAAUCUACAAUCUGUCGCUUCGAAUCCCUUACACUUUCGCAUAACAACAUGGUGGCCCUGAAGCCAGUUCUUCAAGCUUGGCUAGAAGAAGCCGAGGCAGAAGCAGCAGAAAAACUGCGACAUCCGGAAAUCUACGACCCCGAGGAAGAGAAGCGUCGCAAGCGCACAUCAAUUACAGAUUCAGAGAAGCGUUCUCUGGAAGCUUUCUUCAGCGUCCAACCAAGGCCAUCCUCAGAAAAGAUAGCACAGAUUGCUGAAAAACUCAACCUCAAGAAGAAUGUAGUCCGAGUGUGGUUUUGUAAUCAAAGGCAAAAACAGAAAAGAAUGAAAUUUUCGACUUUGGGAUUAUUGCACCACCAAUCAAAUCGUGUCUGA